This is a messenger RNA of Brassica napus (rape), 570 nucleotides long. Its product is annotated as protein PHLOEM PROTEIN 2-LIKE A8-like. The transcript is spliced from 2 exons. Gene Ontology annotation, biological process: signal transduction. The record is from RefSeq and is a predicted model, not a curated record. The coding region runs from base 1 to 570 and encodes 189 amino acids. Lineage: Eukaryota; Viridiplantae; Streptophyta; Magnoliopsida; Brassicales; Brassicaceae.
AUGGGGAAAAGGAAGAACAGGCCACAAGUGUUCAUCAACUUCAGGGGCAAAGACGUGCGGAAGAAACUAUUGCCACAUCUCAAACAUCAUUUGAAAGAUAGAAAUGUGAAUGUGUUCACUGACGACGACGCUUUUGGAGAACAAGUUGAGAAGAUCUUCAAAUAUAUUAGAAGGUCACGGACUGUGAUCGUCAUCUUCUCCAUUAACUACUUGGAGUCACAUUGGUGUUUAGACGAGCUGGUUGAGAUCCAGAAAUGCUUGGAGUGUAAGAAGGUUGACUUUGCCAUACCAAUCUUUUAUAAAGUUGAGACUUCCCAUGUCAAGAAACUGAGCGGAAAAUUCGGAAAGAAGUUUGUAGCUUUGCAGGAGAAGCAUCGCAAAUCUAAGGUCAAGAGAUGGAAGAAAGCUGUGAGAUACGUGGCUAAAUCAAUUGGACUGACUUAUGAGAAAAGAAGUUCAAUUUCAGAGUUGGAUUUCAUCAAGAAGAUUGUGGAAAGGGUUGAUUUUACUUUAACCAAAAUUUCAUCAAAGGAUAAAAAUAGUCCUGAGACAUCUAAGGUGUGUUCUUAG